Messenger RNA from Rhipicephalus microplus (southern cattle tick), 399 nucleotides. RefSeq lists its product as uncharacterized. The record is from RefSeq and is a predicted model, not a curated record. NCBI's taxonomy places the organism in Eukaryota, Metazoa, Arthropoda, Arachnida, Ixodida, Ixodidae.
UUCACCGUUCAGAGAAGAAUUCGUGUCGAAGAAUCACAUUUGCCGUUCUCGUGGGAACCGAAAAUGGCCGAGCGUCGAGCUAUGAUCCGCAGCUUGCUACUCAUUGCGCUCGUCGCCAAGUGCACGGCAUUACCCCCCUCGUGUGACAAGUGCUACAUCCGUUCUUUGGACAACUGCGCCGCUGGCCUGUUUUUGUUCGCCACGGGAAACAAGGUACCGGAAACGGACGCUGACCAGGAAGAUUUCUGCAGGUCCCAGUCUGAGGCGCAGGUCUGGAGCCGUGAUUACGUCCAGAGAUGCACGAGAGGCAUGACCCGGGGCUUAUGCCGACCGACUUUCUGGACGACAUUAAGAAGGAGAUCAUGGAACGCUGCUUCAAGUCGAGCUCGUACCGUGACG